AGUCCUCGAGGCGUCGGCGGUCGGCUGCCUUCUGUUUUCUGUUGCUCCGUAGCCGUUGUGCGCGUGCGCGGACAUGGCCUCCAACGAGUACACUCAGCAGGCUACACAAAGCUAUGGGGCUUACCCUACCCAGCCUGGACAAGGCUAUUCCCAACAGAGCAGUCAGCCCUAUGGCCAACAGAGCUACAGUGGUUAUGGCCAAUCAGCUGAUACCUCAGGCUAUGGUCAGAGCAGCUAUGGCUCCUCCUAUGGACAAACCCAGAACAGCUACGGUACUCAGUCAGCUCCUCAAGGAUAUGGUUCAACCAGUGGCUAUGGCAGCGGCCAGGGUUCCCAGCCUUCUUAUGGUCAGCAAUCAUCCUAUCCUGGCUACAGCCAGCAGCCAGCCCCUAGCAGCGCUUCAGGGAGCUAUGGUAGCAGCUCCCAGAGCGGUGGCUAUGGGCAGCCCCAGGGUGGGGGCUAUGGGCAGCAGUCUGGCUAUGGUGGACAACAAAGCUCCUAUGGACAGCAACAAAGCUCCUACAAUCCCCCUCAGGGAUAUGGUCAGAGCCAGUAUAACAGCAGCAGUGGGGGCAGCGGAGGGGGUGGUGGAGGUGGCUAUGGCCAAGAUCAGUCAUCUAUGAGUGGAAGUGGUGGCUAUGGCAGUCAGGACCAGAGUGGAGGUGGUAGCAGCAGCAGCUAUGGGGGUGGCCAGCAGGACCGAGGGGGAAGAGGACGGGGUGGCGGCAGUGGCGGCAGCGGCGGCGGCAGCAGCAGUGGUGGCGGCGGCGGCGGCGGUGGUGGUGGCUACAACCGUAGCAGUGGUGGCUAUGAGCCCAGAGGUCGUGGAGGUGGCCGUGGAGGCAGAGGUGGCAUGGGCGGAAGUGACCGUGGUGGCUUCAAUAAAUUUGGUGGGCCCAGGGACCAAGGAUCACGCCAUGACUCUGAACAGGAUAAUUCUGAUAAUAACACCAUCUUCGUCCAAGGCUUGGGUGAGAAUGUUACCAUUGAGUCGGUGGCAGAUUACUUCAAGCAAAUUGGCAUUAUUAAGACUAAUAAGAAGACCGGGCAGCCUAUGAUCAACUUGUAUACAGACAGAGAGACAGGAAAGCUGAAAGGAGAGGCUACAGUAUCAUUUGAUGACCCCCCUUCUGCCAAGGCAGCCAUUGAUUGGUUUGAUGGCAAAGAUUUUUCUGGAAACCCCAUUAAAGUCUCCUUUGCUACACGAAGAGCAGACUUUAACAGAGGCGGCGGCAAUGGCCGUGGUGGCCGUGGGCGUGGAGGACCUAUGGGCCGUGGAGGCUUUGGAGGUGGUGGCAGUGGUGGUGGUAGCCGAGGAGGAUUCCCUAGUGGAGGGGGUGGUGGUGGAGGCCAGCAGCGAGCUGGUGACUGGAAGUGCCCUAAUCCCAUAUGUGAGAAUAUGAACUUUUCUUGGAGGAACGAGUGUAACCAGUGUAAGGCACCUAAACCUGAUGGACCUGGAGGGGGCCCUGGAGGUUCUCAUAUGGGGGGUAAUUUCGGAGAUGAUCGGAGAGGUGGCAGAGGUGGUUAUGACCGUGGAGGGUACCGAGGCAGAGGCGGGGACCGUGGGGGAUUCCGAGGGGGCCGGGGUGGAGGGGACAGAGGUGGCUUUGGACCUGGCAAGAUGGACUCAAGGGGUGAACACAGACAAGACAGACGGGAGAGGCCGUAUUAGCCUGGCUCAGGCAUCUCUGGACCAUCUUUUCUUCCAGACCCUGCUGUUGGUCCCUUUAUUUUGUAACCUUCCUACCCAGUUCCCUCUCCUUGUUUUGUGUCGGACUUUGUAACUGUAACCAUGCCCCCAGCUCCCAUUAAAUGCCAUUGUUUUAGUUAUCAA
Trichosurus vulpecula (common brushtail) is the source of this 1837-nucleotide messenger RNA. RefSeq names its product FUS RNA binding protein (gene FUS). Bases 74 to 1675 code for a protein of 533 amino acids. The record is from RefSeq and is a predicted model, not a curated record. Gene Ontology annotation, cellular component: nucleus. The transcript is spliced from 15 exons. Gene Ontology annotation, molecular function: RNA binding; transcription coregulator activity. Gene Ontology annotation, biological process: regulation of DNA-templated transcription. NCBI's taxonomy places the organism in Eukaryota, Metazoa, Chordata, Mammalia, Diprotodontia, Phalangeridae.